Erythranthe guttata (spotted monkey flower) is the source of this 930-nucleotide messenger RNA. Its product is annotated as DNA binding protein. The record is from RefSeq and is a predicted model, not a curated record. Lineage: Eukaryota; Viridiplantae; Streptophyta; Magnoliopsida; Lamiales; Phrymaceae.
UUUCAUAGAAGUUGGAUAAAAUUUCACAGCGUGUGAAUUUAUUUCAUUUUGAAACCCGCCAAUUUCAACUCCUCGAAAACCCCCCACCGUCGAUCACCGUCUCCUCUGCGCCACCGCCAAUGGACUUCAAAUCCUCCGACGCCGGUGUCUGGAGAGAAGCCCUCUCCUCGUACGAAUCCACAAUAGAAAGCAUUGGAAAACCCAACCUGAUUCCCCUCGACGAUUUCUACCGCAAUGAGCUCCCAAAUCUCCUCCACAAACGAAACCCUAACCCCUACAUCACCACCGACGAGCUCUCCAAACUCAUGCAGUGGAAGCUCGCUCGCGGCAAGUGGCGGCCGCGCUUAUUAUCCUUCGUCUCCUCCCUAGACGACGCCGUUGUACGAAACGCCUCCGGGAAGGCGUUUGCUUCCCUACCUGACGUCUCGAAAGCAGUCUCGGAGCUGACGGUGUUGAAAGGCGUGGGUCCCGCCACCGCCUCCGCCGUACUCGCCGCCUAUGCUCCGGAUGUCGCGCCGUUCAUGUCGGAUGAGGCCAUGGUUGCUGUGGUUGGGGAUUCCAAGGAUUACUCGUUAAAGCGUUAUCUCGUGUUUGCAGAGAAGAUUCAAAUCAAGGCAAAGGAAUUGUCUUCGCCGGAGGAUAUAUUCACACCGUCGGAUGUUGAAAGGGCUUUGUGGAGUAGUACCAUUGGUGCUAAAGUGAAAUCAUCUUCGACAAAGUCCGAUGAUGUUGUGUCGGAGAAGAAGCCCAAGAGAAAGAGAAAAUGACGGUAAGGCUCACUACUCGUUUAACUACUACUACUGUGUACUGUGUUAUAUCCUAAUUUUCUGUACGUAUAUGUAUGUUUCUCUUGCACUUUACUGCAGUGGGGUGUAUGAUUUAGUGUAAAAGUAACCAUUUAUGUUGUGUUAGAUCACUAUUUAGUGUGUU